Messenger RNA from Nymphalis io (European peacock), 3912 nucleotides. RefSeq names its product nitric oxide synthase-like (gene NOS1). Gene Ontology annotation, molecular function: calmodulin binding; heme binding; nitric-oxide synthase activity. The record is from RefSeq and is a predicted model, not a curated record. The transcript has 22 exons. The coding region runs from base 121 to 3834 and encodes 1237 amino acids. Lineage: Eukaryota; Metazoa; Arthropoda; Insecta; Lepidoptera; Nymphalidae. Gene Ontology annotation, biological process: nitric oxide biosynthetic process.
CGCGUUCAGUCCGCUUUUUGGUCUACACCCGAUUACAUAUAUAUUAUGUUGCAGUAAAGUUGUCCGUCAGUACGCACGGGCUAGUGCAAUUUUACAGUGUGUGUACGCGUUUUCAAAUAAAUGUCAAAUAUUUUCAAGUGUUGCGUGAAAGAAGAGAGCUCAGAGAAGGCUUUUGUGAAGACGGAUUUUGGUAAAAUUGAAACAGAUUUCGGUAAAAUGGAAUCGGAUUUUCAAAAAAUUGAUUCAAAUUUUGGUAAAAUGGUCUUCGCUGAUCAAGUUAACGGUCACGCGUCUUGUCCGUUUAGUAGUGCUAAGAUAUUGACAGUGGAAAAUGAGAAGCAAGUGAAACCGAACCUUCGGUUGAAAGUUCCUCAGCCGAUAAGAUUGAAGAACCAUCUUGUCAGCGAAGAGAAUUUCGAUGUGCUUCACUCACAAAUUGAAGAAGUCAGUUUUAAUACGAAAUGCUCAGCGUCAGUUUGUCAGAAUAGCAUAAUGGACAUUCCAAACAGAGGUGAUACUCCGAGAAAUGUCGAAGAAGUUUAUAAGGAGGCUCAAGCUUUCCUCAAACAAUAUUUUUCUUCAAUACGCAGAGAAAACACUGACUCCCAUAUAAGAAGACUUCAAGAAGUCGAGGAGGAAUUAAAGAGAGGAGACACUUAUCAGCUCAAAACAGCUGAAUUGGUGUUUGGAGCGAAGCUAGCGUGGAGAAAUGCAUCGCGAUGUAUUGGAAGAAUACAGUGGAAAAAGUUACAGAUAUUUGAUUGCAGAGCAGUGACCACUGCCAGUGGAAUGUUCGAAGCGCUCUGCAAUCACAUCAAGUAUGCAACCAACAAAGGGAAUAUAAGGUCAGCGAUAACCAUAUUUCCCCAACGUACGGAUGGCAAACACGAUUACAGGAUAUGGAAUCCACAGCUCAUCAGCUACGCCGGGUAUAUGGAACCAGAUGGAACUGUGUUAGGUGAUCCGGCCAGAGUUGAGUUUACAGAGGUUUGCGUAAAACUCGGAUGGAAGCCGCCUCAUACGGCAUGGGACAUCUUACCAAUUGUCGUAUCAGCUGAUGGUAAAGAUCCUGAAUAUUUUGAUAUUCCUCGAGAAAUAAUAAUGGAAGUUAAAAUGGAACACCCAAAAUAUGAAUGGUUUAAAGAUUUAGGUUUGCAAUGGUAUGCUCUACCAGCUGUUUCCAAUAUGAGACUAGAUUGUGGAGGACUCGAAUUUACCGGAACUGCUUUCAAUGGCUGGUAUAUGGGUACGGAGAUUGGAUGUCGUAAUUUCAGUGACUCUAACAGACUUAAUGUUAUCAAGAGCGUUGCAGUUAAAAUGGGUCUAGACACAGAAUCCUACGUUUCAUUAUGGAAAGACAAAGCGCUAGUAGAAGUGAACAUAGCGGUGCUUCACAGCUUUCACAGAGACAAUGUGUCUAUUGUAGAUCAUCACUCGGCUUCCGAGCAAUUCAUAAAACACAUGGAUAAUGAAAACAAAAGCAGGGGUGGAUGUCCCUCAGAUUGGAUCUGGAUUGUUCCUCCGAUGUCUUCGUCUCUUACGUCAGUGUUUCAUCAAGAAAUGGCUUUGUACUACAUGAGACCGUCAUAUGAUUAUCAAGACCCUGCAUGGAAAACUCACCAAUGGACCAAGAAAGAAGGUGUCAAAACCAGGCAUAGAAAGUUUCAUUUUAAACAAAUCGCUCGAGCCGUCAAGUUUACAUCCAAACUCUUCGGUCAAGCGCUUUCGAAGAGAAUCAAAGCCACCAUCCUUUACGCAACCGAGACGGGGAAAUCUGAACAGUAUGCGAAGGAGUUAGGGACCAUUUUUGGUCACGCAUUCAACGCCCAGGUACACGCUAUGUCAGAAUACGACGUGUUUUCGAUUGAGCACGAGACUCUCCUGUUGAUCGUAACCUCAACAUUUGGCAACGGCGAACCGCCUGCAAACGGCGAGGGAUUUGCUAAACAUUUGUUUCAAAUGCUGUGUAAUGAAAAGAAGGGUUUAGACCAAGUUGACAGUGCUGGAACCAAUAAUAAAGUGCCAACGCCAAAAUCAUUAAUGCGUACAAACAGCGUUAUGACACCAAGCAUGGAAUACAAGAAGCAACUUUCACGAAUGGAGUCUAGAAAUACAAAUGUAAACGACUACAAAAGACAAUUAUCGCGCUUGGAAUCUAAUAAGAGUAAUAUGACUGGGACAUCAGCAGAAAACAUAGGCCCAUUAAGUAACGUUUGUUACGCCGUUUUCGCUCUGGGCUCGAGUGUUUAUCCAAAAUUUUGCCAGUUUGGUAAAACAGUAGACAAAAUUCUAGAAGAUUUGGGAGGUGAAAGACUCUUGGAUCUUACAUGUGGAGAUGAAAUGUGUGGUCAAGAACAGCAAUUUCGUGUUUGGUCUUCCAAUAUAUUUCAUGUAGCUUGCGAAACGUUCUGCAUUGAAGAGAAUGAUAUGGUAAAGGAUGCCAAGAAAGCAUUUGGAAGGAUGCCCCUCACGGAAGAAACUGUUAGGUUUGGUCGAACUGACAAGAAAAGUGACAUGAAAUCUGCUCUUGAACAUAGUUACAAAAAAAAAAUUAUAUCAUGUAAAAUAAAAGAAACAAAACAUCUGGGUGAACAUACUACUGACCGUGCAACAAUUUUUGUUGAUAUGGAAUCUGAAGAUGAACUUAAGUACGAACCGGGUGAUCACGUUGGUAUCAUGGCUUGUAAUCGAACAGAAAUAGUAGAUGCAGUAUUAGCAAGACUAAAAGGUGUCGAUAAUUUUGAUAAAGCAGUACAACUACAAGUAAUGAAAGAGACGCUUACACCUACAGGUGCUGUAAAGACUUGGGAAUGUCACGAGCGUAUGCCAGCUUUGAGUGUCCGUGAAAUUUUCACGCGAUUCCUUGAUAUAACAACACCUCCUUCCACAAAAAUUUUAAAGUAUCUGGCUACAGUUUGUAGCGAUCAGAACGAGGCUGAUUAUUUGAAGGAAUUAAUCGAGGAUUCAAACAAGUAUGAUGAUUGGAGACAUCAUUAUUUCCCUCAUUUAUCAGAGGUAUUUGCUCAAGUGCCUUCAUGUAGACCUCAAGCCUCGUUACUUGCGUCAUUAUUACCGCAACUACAACCUCGUUUCUAUUCAAUAUCAUCUACACCGUUACAGAAUCCUAAAAGAAUUCAUGUAACAGUUUCAGUCGUUAUUUAUAAGACUCAAAAUGGUGAAGGAAAUACUCAUUACGGUGUAUGCUCAACUUACUUACAAAGCUUAAAACCUGAUGAUGAAGUUUUUGCAUUUAUACGAAGAGCCCCUACUUUCCGGAUGCCACAAGAUUUAUCCGUUCCUCUAAUAUUAGUGGGACCUGGAUCUGGUAUAGCUCCAUUCAGAGGCUUCUGGCAUCACAGAAGAUGUCAAAUAAAAGAUUCAAAUUCGAAGAAAGCGGGUCCCAUUUACCUAUUAUUCGGUUGUAGAUACAAGGGUAUGGAUUUAUACAAAGAUGAAAAAGAACAGGCAAUAGCUGAAGGAGUUUUAACAAAGGCUUUGGUAGCACUUUCCAGGGAAGAAGGAGUCAAUAAGAAACACGUCCAGGCCCUCCUUCACGAUGAGGGAGCGCAUGUAACACGCAUGUUAGUAGAAGAAGGAGGACACUUCUAUGUUUGUGGUGAUUGUAAAAUGGCUGAAGAAGUCCAACAAAAACUGAAAGAAGUCAUUAAAACGCAUGCAAAUUUAUCGGAAGAGGAAGUUGAAGAUUUUAUACUCUAUCUAAUGGAUGAAAAUAGAUAUCAUGAAGAUAUCUUCGGCAUAACACUCCGUACUUCAAUAGUUCACAAAGCUUCGAGAGAAACAGCGAAAAGGACUCGUCUUGAGUCUGGAUCAUAAUUAAUUAAAAAAUCGAGUUAAAAUAAUUUCGUUUUAAUAUUUAGAUAUAUCUUAAAAUUAUUAAAGCUAGUUCUUAAA